Cherax quadricarinatus is the source of this 4326-nucleotide messenger RNA. Its product is annotated as E3 ubiquitin-protein ligase arkadia-C. The record is from RefSeq and is a predicted model, not a curated record. NCBI's taxonomy places the organism in Eukaryota, Metazoa, Arthropoda, Malacostraca, Decapoda, Parastacidae.
AGUUAGUGUAGGUGAGGGAGUUUUGGGAGGAGAGGCAAAUAAUGGCCAGAGUGAAACCAGGAAUAAUAUUUUGAUUAAUUUUAUACAUCUCCAGGGCGUUAUCCACUGACUAGGCUGAUGGGUGAGCCAGUGGUGAGGCCAGGCCGUUCAUCACAGCUGUGGGAUCAACAAGCUAUGGGUAUCGGUCAGGCAACAAAUGCCUCACCCGUCACUGCUGUUCAUCACCACUCCCCCAGCAUUGUGCACCCACCUACUUCCUUUGCCUCGGUUGCACACCUUUGUCAUUCUCAAGUUGGUGAGGUUGGGUGUAGCAGCGAGAGUGAAGUACAGCGUUGUGGGUCAGACACCAUAAAGUUAGAACGUGGAGGUACAAGUGGAGCAGGGGAGGCAUACUACCCUACUCUCCCUCCACAUCAUCCCCAGGCUAUGGAUGACGUGUCUCCUCCCUCGGGUAGUGGUGCCUUUUACGGUGGACCACAACCUUACCGCCCUCCUGAUGGUUAUUAUAAUUUGUUGGGGGGGCUGAGUGCAGCCAGUCCUGCACAAUAUGCUACCCCAGGAAGUGGGGCAGCUUUACCAGUGGUCUCACCCACACCAUCAAAAGUUGAGCCACCUACUUACGUCGAGACUUCUCACACCCCUCUCACGUUUGCGGAGGCUGCUGCUCCAAUGGACUUUAGUAGCAACCCUCCUAGUUUAAAUUUUAGUGGUGCACCUUCUGCUCCAUAUGGAGCAGGUUCAGAUUUCUCUAAUGCCCAAGGUUAUCCUCAAACUGCAACAAAUCCUCUGAGCCUUUUAAGUGAUGUUGCAUUAGGGGGUGAUGCAAGCAGUAGUAGUAGCAUACACAGUGGUAGUAGUGGAACAGUUAGUAGUAGUAGUAGCAGCAGCAGUAGUAGUAGCAGCUCAGGGUCAUCAUCAUCUGGGGGCAGUAGUGCCUGUGACAGAGGGAACAGUGAACUUCGAAGAAAGCGUGUACAUAGUGCUGGAGCAGAAGGCAGUCGAGGAAAGACCCAGAGAGGAAGAGCAGAGCCUCGGAGAAGUGGCUGGAGUAGUUCUCACGCACUACAAGAUGAUGAUAGUGAGGAUGAGGAAGGAGAAAUGUCAUCUGGUGAUCGAGGGGCAAGACACAAAGUUGACGAUGGACCCACUGCACCAGACUUGCAGUUGGAUUGGGUGUCUUCCUCAGAGUCUGACUCUGACACAGACUCAUGUAUAGAAGUGGUAAGUGUACAAAGAGGAGCAAGGGACAAUCGUGCUGUGGAUGUAGUUGAUUUAACUAAUGAAAGUGACGAUGAAGUAUUAGUGGCAAGUGCAGGACCACCUUUGCCUCCAUCUGCUGGAUUGUCUCAUCCAGUACCUUCGUCUUCAUGUGCAGUUGCUUCUUCCAGCGGGUAUGGAAUAUCUCCAGUGAUGGGUAGAUUACCCACUGCUACCCAUACUGCCACUAGUGGAAUAGGUUUAUGCCGUGGCCAUCACACUUCUGAAGCUAACCCGGCAACCACCUGCCAAUGCGCACGUGGCCCAACAUUAGGUUCCAUAGGCCUCAGUGCUAGUGGUGCAGCCAGUUUCACUAUGGACCAACAUGGAAACUGUUAUGGGGCUUGUGUACAUCCCCAUCAUUCACCUCAUCACCACCACCAUCAUCACCAUCACAGUUUGGCUCCUAGUCAGGGCCAUCAUCACCACCACCAUCACUAUUACCCACCAGAGUCUCCCCUUUAUUACUCUGCUCUUCCUGCUCAUCCAUUGUUCCCACCCUACCCUCCUACAUCCUUAACUUCAACUGCUUCAUAUCCAACACAUCCAUCUCUGUCUAGACUAAACCCCAUUCACCAGAGGAUAUGGCAUAGUCAGCAACGAUAUCAAGAGUUACAGAGACGUUGUUUGGACCCCCGGCUGCGCGAGCCCCUGGCUCAGUCCAUGGCCAGAGCUGGAACUCUGACACAAGAAGUAGGGCAGCACAACCAUGCUGGGGCCACUGCUACAAGUUUAGCCUCUCAUACCCCCCACCAGCCCAUUACUUCCCAGACCUCGACUACCUCCAGUAGCAGUGAACAGCAGGUUCCAUCCCAGACCAGCUCCCCUUCAGCUCCCAUGCCCAUGGACAUCCAGACUACUCCAAAUGCCGCUCAUACUGCAACACACAUUGCAGCACAUCACCUCCACCAUCACCCAGGAAUGGACGUUCUUAUGCAUAAUGCUCAUGCACACAGAUUGGCCAGAAGACUGAACAUUGUUGAUAGAGAUUAUGAGACUGCUCUCAGGAUACGGCAUGAAAUUUUUGAGGGUGGUGGGUUAUAUGGCCACAUGUAUGGUGGAGCUGUACCUCCAGCUCACAUGUCCAUGCCUGCUGCUGCCGCUGCUGCAGCUGCAGCGGCAGCAGCAGCAGCUGCAGCAGCUGCAGCAAGCGGUGACCCAAGACACCUGCAGAUGCCCGGACCUGGCUUGCAUAUAAAUAUUGGGGGCGGGUCUCAGCUACCCUUGGACCUGUCCUUACCUCCCACUUUAACCCCAGAGCUGCCUCCUCCACCUAGACUCACCUACAUACCUCAGCUUCCAUUAUUCCAACGAGGGUCUGCAUUCCCUCGUUUGGAAGAUUACAUGCGUGUUGUUGACCACCGACGCCUUCCUGUGGUGACGCGAGGAGCCACUCAGAACACAAUAGAACGCAACACUUUCCCCCACAAAUACAAGAAGAUGAAGCGUGCAGAUGUUACUGAAGAUGGUUUGGAGAAAUGUACCAUCUGUCUAUCUGAGUUUGAGGAGGAGGAAGAUGUGCGAAGGCUCCCAUGCAUGCAUCUUUUCCAUAUAGAGUGUGUUGACCAGUGGCUAGCAACCAACAAGCGCUGUCCUAUCUGUAGGGUGGAUAUUGAGGCUCAUCUGACGAAGGACUACACUGCCACAUCCUCAUGAAAUCAAUUCUCUAGUAAGAGUGGAAUAUCUUGAAGCCACCCCAUUCAUGUCAUUGUGCUUGUGAGGUGACAGUGGAGAACUCACCAGUCCUUCCCUGCACCUGGUAGAGCAUGUUAAGGUUCCUACUUAUUACAACUCUAAAAACAAUACUUUCACAGCACAGAACAUUGGAUGAUUUGGGGAAGAUUUCCCACUUACUAGAGGUUAUAAAGAAAUACUUACAUGAAAUGGCUUAUUGCAAGUAGGCUGAUGAUAAAUCCUCCUAAGGCUAGAAUUAAGAGCGUGAAGCCUCAAGUGGUGCUUCACACAGGCAGGAUCCUCACUGCACUGGGCAGGACAAGCUUCUGCUGGACCUUAUUAUAGUGACCAGCUUCAGGGACAUUGCUUGCUUGUGUCUUCAUUACUGUGGAGAUUCCUACCUACUGUGCCAGUGCAAGAACUUAUGGUUUACAUUAUAAUUCAGAAUGUUAUAAUUCUCCCUUAGAAAUACAUGUAUACAAUAAAUUGUGUGAUGUUCACACACAGACAUGCACACACAAUUUUGGUAAAAAGUGACAUAGGACAGUUGCACCAGAUAAUUUGACAAAUUUAUCCGUUGUAGUAUUUAUAUUCAACUAAAAAAACAUAGCCCUAUAUGUACUGUAUAUAUAAAUAAAACAAUUGAUGUAGCAUGAUCUGAUUUGCACUAAUAGUAACUGAAUCAGUGCUGGAGAACCAACGACUUUAGUCUUAUAUAACAAUAUUAACUUUUAAAUCUGGCCUAACUUAAACGGAUUCUGCAUAUAGUUUUGUUUAGUCAACUUGCAUAAUAUAAUUAAAUGAUAUUUUCACAGACCCUUCAAAGGUGGUGGUGUGAUGAAGGGCUCUUGAUCCAAGGAAGUGGAGCUACUCUUCCCUUCCUCAAAUUGCCUUCAAUUCCCCAGAUGCUGUACGACCCCUGCUAUUUAGCGCUUCCCCAUGAACAUAUUUACACCGGGACUACAGUUGUUUUGUUUUCAGUCGUUACAGGAUUAGGACAAUUUCUAUUUACAGGUUCCAUGUGGCUGAUCCGGUCACAUUGUUACCACAAAUGGAAGGGCACAACUAGAUACCGAGCUUCCACAUUAACUUGUUCUUUAUGGUAUGUGAUGCCUGAUUAUGAGUGAGGUGUUGAUAUUUUACAUUGUGUGGGUGCUUUUAUUAUCUCUUAUGUUAGAGCACACCUCCCAUUACCCCCCACAAUCUUCAGUAAAGUGGGUGUGUGCGCUAGUGUAUAUUUCACAAAAGACGGCACCUGUGGAAUGGGUAUCAGUUGCCUCGCUGAGGUUGCAAUCUUAGAAUUUGCACCACUACAAAGCAUGUUUAAAUAGAUAAUGGUUGUAAAUGUAUGAAUAAAAACCUAUUUACAAGUCAUUAACAGUAUGCCAGAUCGUU